This is a messenger RNA of Lingula anatina, 925 nucleotides long. RefSeq lists its product as uncharacterized. The record is from RefSeq and is a predicted model, not a curated record. Lineage: Eukaryota; Metazoa; Brachiopoda; Lingulata; Lingulida; Lingulidae.
CAAAACACCACACAAUAACGUCUUACCACAGAGUCAAAUAAUCAAUACCGACACCAAUAAUCGGGAAUAAGAAUCUAAAACUAUUUGAUCAGGUAGCGUUACAAGUAAGAAGACCACCUUAAUGCUUCAAAGGAACAUAGCCUUCUGUGCUGAAAUUUCAGUAGUUUUGUGAGCGGACACUGGAUUUAUAAUCUCUUGACCAGUCCAAUGACACUACAACGGCAGCGAUAUGAGUGAGUUGGACAGGUCGGACACGUACACCAAGCUAAACGACGAGAGCCCAAACACAGGUCUUUUAAACACCUGAUGACGACGACAAAUUGCAAAGUUUGUCCUAUAGUUCCAGAAAAAGAAGCUUUCACGGACUUUGAAGAUCCAGAUGAGGGACAGGGCCGUUCCACCAAAGCAUACAGUGGGCUGUGUGGCGGGCUGUGCUGUGUGCCAGGUUGUGUGUACGGAGCGAUAGGCGUGCUCUAUGUGUGCGUCAUUUUGCCAUUGGGCCUAUUGUUGGCACUUUACGGAAGCGGGGACUCCAGCCUCCUUGCCACUGGGAUCCUCUUGACGAUACUGCCACCUAUCACGAUCCCUGGAGCUUUAUAUAUCUGCCACAGAUGUAGAAAAAAUCACCACAAAAGAAAAAGUGAGAGAUAUGUACCAAAGCCUCCUGAGAUGUGAGACAAAACCUCGACAAAAACGUUGAAGCAUUUAUUUAUGUCCGCGGCAAAUCAUGCACUUAGGUUCUUUGGAUUGAUUUAUUCAAAGCAAAUAUCAUUUUCAAACGUCCAUUUACGACAGAACUAUAACAUUUCAUCAUCUCACCUAGUAGGAGCAUUUCAAUUUUUUACUCUGGGACGCAGGCAAUAUGAAAUGGACAACAUCUUUUAGAUUCAUUAAAGAAAGUAUGAAAGUGCACAGACGGAUUCAU